AUGACAGCGAGCUCAGCCCCCGCUGAUAGCAAUAGUAAAUGGAAGUGUGAGAUGUGUACAUAUGAGAAUUUCCCACUUUCUCGCAAGUGUACGAUGUGUCGUAGCCUCAAACCUUCUCUCGGAGAAGAUAUUUUCAAAUUACAAGAUGGAGCCAGUGCUCUUCCCACACAGGAUGUCUGUGGCGCAGAUGAUGUCACAGAUAGACUCAAACCUUUAAGGAUAUCAUCUCCUCAAGGACAGGCUAGUGCUUCGUCCUUGCCAAAGUGGCCCUGUGCGACGUGUACGUACGAGAACUGGCCGCGUGCGUUAAAGUGCGCCAUGUGCGGCUCCGCGCCGCCGCACCCCGCUCACGUACCACCAUUUUGUGCCUUGCUAUUGUUUGCCAAUCCGCUUAUAUAAAAAAAUGAAACUCUCAUUCCAGGUGUGAAUGACAUCUGCAACAGUCAGAAUGCUUCGUUGCACGAGGUUGACUCCAACACUCGUCGAUCCAAACGACGCAACACCGAUUGGGUCUGGCUGCAGGCCUGUUUAGGUGUGGUGGAGGGCGAUGCCCGCUGUGUCCAGGCGUACCUGGAGGCCGGCGGCGACCCCGCGCGAGCACUCACCGCGCACGAGGUGGCGCUGUUGGACCGCGCCUCGGCCUUCGACCCCGGACACACGCUCGUGCACCUCGCCAUACGAUUUCAAAGACAAGAAAUCUUAUCAACUUUACUCUCACGGAUAUCGGGUGGCGGGCCUGGCUUGAAGAGGUCACCUUCCUACGUGGCUUCAGACUUAGCCACUGCGAUCCGACGUCACAUCUCAAAUUAUAUCCGACACAAGAAGGGCAGUUUUCCGUGUCGGUACAUCAACGAGUUCUGCACGUUUUCAUUACCAGCGGAGAUCGAAGAGCUGCCGGGCCCCAUCCAGGAGCAGCUGUUCUCCGAGCUGCUGGACCGCGAGGCGCAGCGCGAGCUGGAGGAGCCGCCGCUCAUCAACUGGAGCGCGCACCUCACCGUGGCGCUGGGCUCGCGCCUGCACGCGCUGUGGAACCGCUCGGCGGGCGACUGCCUGCCCGACGCCGUGUGCCAGGCGGCCUACGGCGUGGCCGACCGCGGCAACGCGCUGCGCGGCGCGCUGGCGGCGUCGCUGGCGCACGCGCGGCGCGGCUUCUACGCGCGCUGGGCGGCCUGGGAGCGCCUGCAGGCCGCGCGCCUGCACUACGCGCCCGAGGAGCCGCAGCUGCGCGCCGAGUGGGCGCGCCUGGCCGCCGCCGCCGCGCGCCCCGGCGCCGCGCUGCACCAGCUGCACGUGUUCGCGCUGGCGCACGUGAUGCGGCGGCCCAUCUUCGUGUACGGCGUGGACGUCGUCAACUCCUUCCGCGGCGAGGCGCUGGGCUACGCGCGCUUCCAAGGCAUCUACCUGCCCCUGCUGUGGGAGCCGGAGUUCUGCUCGAAGUCCCCGCUAGUGCUGGGCUACACGCGCGGACACUUCUCCGCCCUUGUGCCUAUGGAGCCUUACGCGCAGCGCCACCACUACAUCUGCCGAGAGGAACAAGAAGACGGCGAAGACACGACGUACCUGCCGUUGACUGAUUCUGAAGGGAAACUUCUACCUGUCCACUUCCUUACCUGUGACGAGCUGGCCGAGGAGGAGGCCCUAGUUCGGCGCUGGGUGCGAGCUCGAGUGUGUGGCGGCGCGCUCACCGCCGCACAGCGACUGCACGCGCGACCGCUGCUGCAGGCGCAGAUGCUGGAGGAGUGGCUCAACCACUACCGCCGCCUCGCGCAGCAGGCGCGCGGCCCAUUCCCGCCGCGACUGCACGCCGCUGAGUUCUCCAGCGACGCCGACACCGACGACGAGUAG
This is a messenger RNA of Melitaea cinxia (Glanville fritillary), 1845 nucleotides long. It is a transcript of the gene trbd, whose product is annotated as ubiquitin thioesterase trabid. Gene Ontology annotation, molecular function: cysteine-type deubiquitinase activity; K63-linked polyubiquitin modification-dependent protein binding. The transcript has 14 exons. Gene Ontology annotation, biological process: cytoskeleton organization; cell migration; protein K33-linked deubiquitination. The record is from RefSeq and is a predicted model, not a curated record. Gene Ontology annotation, cellular component: nucleus; cytoplasm. Lineage: Eukaryota; Metazoa; Arthropoda; Insecta; Lepidoptera; Nymphalidae.